Linnemannia hyalina is the source of this 1560-nucleotide messenger RNA. Lineage: Eukaryota; Fungi; Mortierellomycota; Mortierellomycetes; Mortierellales; Mortierellaceae. The record is from the annotation of a GenBank genome assembly.
AUGUCUUUGACCUCUGCACUGCUCAAGGGCAAGACCGUCGAAAGCUCCCUCGACUCGCUCUUCAAGAACUCUGCUGGACCCACUAAACCUCAGGCACCAAUUGCUGCCAAGGUGCGCCAACCAUAUCCCGAAGACUUGACCGAUCAGCCCAAGAAGAAGACAAAGACCCCUAAGCCUAAAGUCCAGCACGUCUCCAAGAAGAACAAGAACGACGCCGCUGCACAGGAGGAAUCCAACAACAACGACAACGACAACGGUUUCGAGGAUGACGAGGACGAGGAAGAAGAAAACAGUAAUAAGAAAAAGUCAGGAAAGAAGAGCGUCGAGGAGAAAUACGAGGCCAAGGUCGCUGCCACAACAACAAAGCCCGUCAAGGAGUCCAAAAAGGCCAGGAACGCACCCAAGGAGACCAAGGACCUGAUCGAACAACAGUCCAAGCACGAAUACGGCGAGGAUGUCGACAUGGAAGAGUCCAAGAUCGAGGAUCUCGUCCACGAGUCUUUGAAGAAGCCCGUCAACAACAAGCGCAAGGCAGAGACCGAGACUAAGGAAGCCGCAGCAUCAACAAAGAAGGUCAAGAAGGACAAGAAGGCUUCAUCAACGACAGACGGAGGCGAUUCGGACGACGAGGAUACUUCACCCGACACCAACAAGGAUGGCACCAAAAAGUCGGACGACCCCGAGAGACAGGCCAGGACAGCAUUCGUUGGCAACUUGGCAGUUACCUCGAUGACCAAGGGAGACUUCAAGAAGCUCAAAGCUGCCUUUGCUGCCUUCGGACCCGUCGAGUCGAUCCGUUUCCGUUCGAUCGCCUUCGCAGAGUUGCUGCCCCGUAAGAUCGCUUUUAUCACUGGAAAGUUGCACCCCGAGCGUGAUGUCUUGAACGCCUAUAUUGUCUUCAAGAGCAAGGCAUCUGUCCCUAAGGCUGUUGCCGCCAUGAACGGCCAGCUUUUCUUGAAUAAGCACAUCCGUGUCGACACCGUCGAUGGUGCCAAGAAACAUCAACCCAAGAAGAGCGUGUUCGUUGGAAACUUGGCAUUCGAUGCACAGGAGGAGGAUCUCUGGGAGUUUUUCAAGGACUCGGGAGACAUUGAGAACGUUCGCAUUAUCCGCGACCGCAAGACCAACCUCGGCAAGGGCUUCGCCUAUGUCACCUUCCAGGACCGCGCCUCGGUGGAUGUGGCUCUGAGACUUCAUGAUACCAAGAUGGGCACGCGCAAGAUGCGUGUGGUCCGCUGCAAGCGUUUGGAGGAGGAGGCCAAAACGGACGGUACUCAGGCCCGCACCAAGACUGGUGUUACCGGUGCCGGUGGCAAGAGGGGCAAGGAUGGCAAGCCUGCGAGAGCACAGCAUGCGCCUAUUGCGAUGGACGGAGCUGCUAAGCGUCUGGCGUUCAAGGACCGCAAGACCAAGGAGAAGCAUAUCUUGAUAAAGAAGAAGGUUGGCGGUGUUGUUGAAGGAGAGCGUGCGCAGAAGGGGGCCAAGGUUGAUCUGGGGAUCAAGAAGGGCAAGUCUAAGGUCAAGGCCAAUAUCCCCAAGAAGAAGGUCGUCAAGAAGUAG